This is a messenger RNA of Paralichthys olivaceus (Japanese flounder), 689 nucleotides long. The record is from RefSeq and is a predicted model, not a curated record. NCBI's taxonomy places the organism in Eukaryota, Metazoa, Chordata, Actinopteri, Pleuronectiformes, Paralichthyidae.
CUCAUGUGAUAGCGAAGGCCGAGGGUCUGGCCAUCAUCUCCGUCAUCAAGGCCGGCUUCAUGAUCACCGCCAGAGGAGGGAGCGGCAUCGUCAUCGCCAGACUGGCCGACAGACGUUGGUCCGCACCUUCUGCCAUCGGCAUCGCUGGCCUGGGAGGAGGCUUCGAGAUCGGAGUGGAGGUGUCGGACCUGGUGAUCAUCCUGAACCAGCGUAGAGCCAUUGAGGCAUUCACAAAGGGCGGGAAUCUGACGCUGGGCGGGAACUGCACCGUUGCCGUGGGACCCAUGGGCAGGAACGUGGAGGCUGACGUGGCGCUGCGUAGCACUGCAGCUGUUUUCACCUACUGCAGGUCCAGAGGUUUGUUUGCUGGAAUCUCGUUGGAGGGAUCGUACCUGAUUGAACGCAAAGACACCAACCGCAAGUUUUACUCCCAGGAUAUCCGUGCGUCGGCCAUUUUGAACGGCGAUGUGGAGCCCCCCUCGGAGUGCCACGCCCUUUAUCACAUCCUGGAUGCCUACGCUGAGGCCUACACCUCUGAUUGGUGCAGCAAGAACAUGCGACAAAAGUCAUCUGUCACUCCAUCCAGACCUCCUGCUCCGCCGAAGCAGAAACCGCCCAGCAGCUACCAGCCACCGGCGAGCAGCUACCAGCCGCCGCCCAGCAGCUACCAGCCUCCGGCGAGCAGCUAC